AUGCCCGUAACAACCGCAUUCCAUCCCAAAACAGACGGACAAACGGAAAGAAUCAAUGCCGUGAUGGAACAGUACCUCCGAAGCUAUGUUUCCUACCAACAAGAUGAUUGGACUCGAAUGUUACCAAUGGCUGAAUUUGUGACAAACAAUCAUGCCUCCGAAACAACAAAGGUCUCCCCGUUUUAUUCCAAUUCGGGAAGAAAUCCAAGGAUGGCUUUUGGCCCUUUUGAACAUGGCCGAACGACGGUAGAGGAUCAAGCGAACCAUAUUGCAAAAGAGAUGAAGGAUAUAAAAUUCGACUGGAAACGUAUUGGACCUUAUAGCAUCAAGCGAAUUAUCAAUCCCUAUGCUUAUGAGUUGGAGCUUCCCCGGUCAAUGAAAAUUCAUCCAGUAUUUCAUGUUUCGUUGUUGUCACCCAAAGCAAAUGAUCCUUUACCAGGACAACAACAAUUGCUACCACCUCCGGUUGAAAUCGAAGGGGAGGAAGAAUGGGAAGUUGAAGAUAUUUUAGAUUCGAGGAAACGAAGAGGAAGGUGUGAGGGAUGCGUAGAAGUCUCCAAGGUCUCUUCAGUCAACGUCGAGUAUGAAUCUCCUUGA
Molecule: messenger RNA, 597 nt
Organism: Morchella sextelata
Lineage: Eukaryota; Fungi; Ascomycota; Pezizomycetes; Pezizales; Morchellaceae
Exons: 3
Coding region: 1-597 (198 amino acids)
Molecular function (GO): nucleic acid binding
Source: RefSeq, a predicted model, not a curated record